This is a messenger RNA of Diaporthe batatas, 789 nucleotides long. RefSeq lists its product as uncharacterized. The coding region runs from base 105 to 467 and encodes 120 amino acids. The record is from RefSeq and is a predicted model, not a curated record. The transcript has a single exon. Lineage: Eukaryota; Fungi; Ascomycota; Sordariomycetes; Diaporthales; Diaporthaceae.
CAACGACAUACGUACACGUCGGAAGAUAUAAUGUUUAAAGACCUCGGGAAUGGCCCCUCUCUAAUGCCAUCAUUUAUCCCUUCGUUAAAUUCAAGAUCACAACUAUGAGAAUAAUCAUUAGAAGAGCGGCCGGACUGCGGUCAAACCCAUGUCCACUCCUACAAGUGCGAUCAUUCCACCACACAACCGUUGUAACAGCAGCAGGCGUUCAUGCGAACGAGGGCGACGUAAAUGAAGCACAAACAAGUUCACAAGAGCGAGAUACAAAAUCACCCCUAAUUUCGGACAGUUCAGUCAAAUCAACGAACGCAGCCAAGAAGAAGACGGUCGCAGAAAUGGAUGAGGAAUUACGACGGAAACUUGAGGGCAUUUCCGGAGAGGGUGGGGCGUCUGGCAUCGAGUACGAGGGCGGGAAGGCGGAGGGUCUGAAGAGAGGAGUCAAAUCAAACAUGUUCAGGGUAAUUUGAAAACAUUUGAAUCCAGCGUAUGCUCACUGCAGCCCUUUCUCUGCCGGAUGACGGUGCAAGGGCAGGGUUUGCACUACCAAACCUUGGAAGAGGAUGGAUGUUCGAGGCGAGGAGGCAACAAUAUUGGCCAUAUACAAACACUUUACCAGACAACGAGAUACAAUCUACUAGGAGAACCAAUGUCUACUUGGUACCCUUGCUCUAAUUGUCGAAAAUCAGGAGGCUGUUGCCAGGCAUCACUGGGGCUGAUGGCCUGGUUCCGGGCUACGAGUGCUUUGGCAAGCGGCCAGAUUUGCCGUUGGAAACUGAGGGUUAAAUGCAA